ACAAGCGAGACAUCGUUUUACGGCGCAACCCUUCUCCAAGUCGACACCGACGAAUUCGAAAAGGAUCCAAACGACGUAGCAAUUCGAAAGCCGUCGCGCAAAACAUCCCCAACCGUCCCUCUGGCGCAAACCUCGCGGAGGGCGGGUGUGGGUACCAGGCGCGGUAUCUAUAACGAAAGGGAAGAAGGAAGAAGGGAUUCGCGAUAAAAGUUAAAGAAGGAAGCAGCAUACAUACGACAAGAUGGCUAGCGGGUUCCAAUUAGGGUGGUACCGGUGGCUACCGUUCCUGGGAUAUCACCAUGUGUUGAUGAUUCUCAUCAUGCUCACAAUCAUUCUACUAUCCCUCCUCCUAGCAGGCUGCUCGUCCUCAUCACCCGUCAUCCCCGAUAUCUUUUUGUUGUCGCUCUACUACGAAAACUACCAAGCCGUCCCCGACACCUCGCAGGUGCACUACGACGUCACCACCGCGAUCGCCAACAUUGUGGACGGCGCCCGUCUCCAGGCGCGCGUCGGCUACUUUGGCAUCUGCGUUAAUCCCGAUGGCGGGUCGUGGCUGUGCAGCAACAAUGCGACAACGCUAGCCGACGAGAUCUCGGUUGAUCAAGAUCCGUUGAACCUGGUCUGGUUAGCCGCUCAGUUCAAGGACAUGAUUGUCUUUCCGUAUUUGAUCAUCAUCGCAAUCAUCUUCGCCUUCGUCUGCCUCCUCCUCCUCGCCACCUUCCCCGGCUGGCACGAAGAGGAAGACUCUGAGGGUUCCGAGCGCGAAGUCAAGCCUUUCCCUUCGCGGCCCGUCAGCCAGGUCGCCCUCGUCAUCAUUUUUAUCGCUACCAUCUUCGUACUGGUCUCGGUGCUGUGGCAGCACACGGCGUCGGUAGCGGCAUCCGUCAUCGCCCAGGACUUUGGCAACGGGAGCGUCAUGGCCGGCGUGGGCAGCUCGGCCAUGGUGAUGGGCUGGUUCAGCUUCACGCUGUUGAUCAUUGUCACGAUCGGUUUGCUGGUCAUGAUAUUGAGUAUGAGAGUCUUGAGGGAGAUCAUGGCUUAAGGCCGGUAGAUUGCGGGUUGAAGGGGUCUGUUGGAGAAAAAGGGGGGGCGCGUCUUUUUUUUUAUCUCGUUCUUCUCAUCUCACUACCUAUAUGGGAGGCUGGGCAAAGGCGCUGAUAGAGAUCUUGUUUUCAUGUUUCACGUCAUGUGUUUUUUUCUCAUUUUCUUGCUUUCGCUUACUACGAUACCUACCACCACCGCGGCUCACACACUCACACAUAAACACAACUCACAACAACACAACA
Molecule: messenger RNA, 1286 nt
Organism: Neurospora tetraspora
Lineage: Eukaryota; Fungi; Ascomycota; Sordariomycetes; Sordariales; Sordariaceae
Product: Ca2+ regulator and membrane fusion protein Fig1-domain-containing protein
Exons: 4
Coding region: 242-1042 (266 amino acids)
Biological process (GO): conjugation with cellular fusion
Cellular component (GO): mating projection tip; membrane
Source: RefSeq, a predicted model, not a curated record